Molecule: messenger RNA, 2024 nt
Organism: Mangifera indica (mango)
Lineage: Eukaryota; Viridiplantae; Streptophyta; Magnoliopsida; Sapindales; Anacardiaceae
Product: monoacylglycerol lipase-like
Cellular component (GO): membrane
Molecular function (GO): lipase activity
Source: RefSeq, a predicted model, not a curated record
AAAUUAGACAGCGAAAAAAAUAAAGAAAAAUUGAGUCGUACAGUUACUGGCUGUGGCGUUGGAUGCCCUGUAAACGGAGUCUUCUUGAGCUGUGUUUAAGCGCCAAAUUUAGUAAAUUGUUGCAUAUUCAGCAGCUGUCAUCAUCAUCAUCAUCAUCUUUGAAAUUGUGAAUCGUCGUUUCCAGUUUCUCUCAGUUCCUCAAUCUUUGCCAUUAACAAAAACCUUUGGGAAACUCAACUUCAUUUUGGUUUGAUAAAAACGACUUCGUCGUCAUCUUGUACUACUGUUGUCGGUAGCGCAUUAUAAGUUGAGUUUUAUUUAGAUUUGAAUGGAUUUGAAAUAUGGCCGUUGAACAAAUUUCGAGUUCUAAAACGACGUCGUGGAUGUUGACAUCCGGCGCCAGCGGACGCAUAAACGCGCUGUUUUCUCGUCGCUCGUUGAGGUGUCUUGUCGCUAUAAUUAACGCGGUUAUCGUGCUAUUUUUGGUGCCGUUCUGGUGCUGGAAACGGAGCGUGGUAAUUAAUUUGUCGUCGGAGAAGAAUAACAAGGAGUUGGAGAAGAAUCUUCAGAAGAGCAGCGCAGUGCGUGUGCCGGCGAGGAUUGUGCCGUGGAAAAAUGGCAGCGGCAUUUUGGAGCAGGACGUUAUGGCGAGGAGAUCGUUGGCGAUUAGAAGAGUUUUACAAGAUGAUUGUGACGGUGGAUCUGAGAAUUGUUACCAGAAAAUUAAGAGAGAUUUUUCGCUUUUUGUUACUUCAAGAGGUGACACGUCGUUGACACAGUCUUGGACUCCGAUUUCUGUUAAUGUCAGAGGACUAGUUGUUCUUUUGCAUGGUCUCAAUGAACACAGUGGCAGAUACAGUAAUUUCGCCAAGAAGUUGAAUGCUAAUGGAUUCAUGGUUUAUGUGGAUUGGAUUGGUCACGGUGGAAGUGAUGGACUGCAUGCAUACAUUCAUUCUCUCGAUGAUGCUGUCAAUGAUUUGAAAUCAUUUCUCGAGAAGGUUUUAGCCGAUAAUCCUGGCCUUCCAUGUUUUUGCUUUGGCCACUCGACAGGUGCAGCCAUUGUGCUUGAAAUAAUGCUUGAUCCAAGGAUCGAGGCCUGUGUAGCAGGCAUAGUUCUCACUUCACCUGCAGUAGGAGUUCAGCCAUCGCAUCCUAUUUUUGUGGUACUUGCUCUAAUUGUCUCAUUUUUGUUGCAAAGAUACCAAAUCAGGGCUGCAAAUAAGAAGGGAAUGCCAGUAUCUCGGGACCCUAAGGCACUUGUGGCUAAGUAUUCUGACCCGCUUGUGCACACUGGAUCCAUCAGGGUAAGAACUGGCUACGAGAUUCUUCGAAUUGCGACUUACUUGCAGCAGAAUCUCAGAAGAUUUAAGGUUCCCUUUUUUCUUCUGCAUGGCACUGCUGACACUCUAACUGACCCAGUUGCUUCUCGAAAACUGUAUGAGGAGGCAUCCUCAAUUGACAAAACCAUCAAAUUAUACGAAGGUUUCUUGCAUGAUCUCCUCUUUGAACCGGAACGAGAGGAUAUUAUGAAGGAGAUAACAGAGUGGUUAAAUCUUAAAGUACAAGAUUAGAAGAAACCAAAAGAAUUUGAAAUUUGGUGAGAGCGCUGCAUUUAGCUUUCCUAAGUUCAGCUUGUUUAUAGAUAAAAUGUUUUCUUUCUUUCAUUAUUUACAUGGCAGAAGAGGGGGAUUGUUGUCGGGGUGGGGAGAAUUUGAUCGCCGGCCAUUCUCCGAAUGAUUCCUGUCUUGAUCAGUAUUAUUUGAAAGCUCCAUGACCAUUUCUGCGGGAAGACCAAGAACAAAACGCAUGAAGUGCUAUGGUUUUAUAAUUAUUUACAUCUCUCUCUUUUUUUAAAUAAUUAUAGGGAAUUAGAUGCUUUAGAAAACUUGAAUUGGCUUCAUCCAUAAUCAGUAAGGACAAAUGGGCAUUUGAAACUUAACCAAUUAUUCCAUGUAAUUUCUUUGGAUUUGGGUAAUCUAAAGUUUGCGUAUAAGCAAGUUGGCAAUGGGACAGGGUAGAUCCAA